AUGGCACGAGACAGCUCCCGUGAUGCCCGUAGAAGCGAACAGCAGGCUCUCGAUGCCGAGGAGGGCCGCUCACUGCUCGCUCAAGGCUCGCCGCAAGCGGACAAUGGCGGCGAAAGUGACGGCGACAGCGACAGCGACAUCGUAGUGCACCGUGGUGCUUCUCCGUUGACCAGAUUCUCUCCGCCGCCUGAUGCGUCGCCCGAGAGCAAUUCACCCUCCGGCCCUUCUCCUAAACCCGGUCGAGGUGGCCCUCCGCGCCGCCAGUCCUCCUUCGCCCAGCCGAGACCUGACGGGGCACCGAGAACACCAAAUCGCGUCCGCUUCGAGGUUGAGGAUCGCAAUACGAAUGGACAUGCGAAUGGGCAUAUUGGCCUUCCCAACGAUGCUUGGAUAGAAGAGGAGGACUUCAUGACCAACGAUGCCGGACACAGCGGGCGGCGAGACAGCUCACAUCAGCGGCUGCCAUUGCUGACGGACAUCGAAGCUCCGAGUAUUACGGUAGCGAGCUCGGAUAUGGGCUUCAGUGCUGAGGACCUGCUGGAAAGCGCUAGGCCGAAGAGUGGGAUGAGAAGUGCUUUCAUGAACAUGGCGAAUAGUAUCAUUGGCGCCGGCAUCAUCGGUCAACCAUAUGCUUUUCGUCAAGCGGGCCUCCUCACCGGUAUAUUCCUCCUAGUUGCGCUCACAAUCACAGUGGACUGGACCAUCCGGUUGAUCGUGGUGAAUUCGAAGCUGAGCGGCGCCAAUUCCUUUCAGGCGACCGUGGAACAUUGUUUCGGGAAGUCGGGGUUGAUUGCGAUUUCGAUCGCUCAAUGGGCGUUUGCUUUUGGCGGCAUGGUGGCAUUCUGCAUCAUUGUCGGCGACUCGAUACCUCACGUCCUGGCGGCGUUGUUCCCUUCGCUGCCCAACAUGCCUUUCCUAUGGCUUCUUACGGAUAGACGGGCUGUAAUUGUAUUAUUCAUUCUGGGCAUUUCGUACCCACUAUCGUUGUAUAGAGAUAUCGCCAAGUUGGCAAAAGCGAGCACAUUAGCAUUGAUCAGCAUGCUUGUAAUCAUUGUUACAGUAAUCACUCAGGGUUUCCGGGUCCCUGCAGAAUCCAAAGGCCAGUUGAGAGGCUCUAUCAUCAUACACAAUGGCGUUUUCCAGGCUAUCGGCGUUAUUUCUUUUGCAUUUGUUUGCCAUCACAACAGCCUUCUCAUUUACGGCUCACUCAAGAAGCCUACAAUGGACCGCUUCGCGCGCGUCACUCACUAUUCCACAAGCAUCUCAAUGGUCGCUUGCCUGGUCAUGGCUCUUGCGGGCUACCUUACGUUCGGCGAUAAGACGCAGGGCAAUGUGCUGAACAACUUCCCCACGGACAACAUUAUGGUCAACAUAGCUCGAUUCUGCUUCGGCCUCAACAUGCUCACCACCCUCCCCCUCGAAGCCUUCGUCUGCCGCGAAGUAAUGACAACCUACUACUUCCCCAACGAGCCCUUCAACCCGAACCUGCACCUCAUCUUCAGCACCUCCCUCGUCGUCUCCGCCAUGACCCUCUCGCUGCUCACCUGCGACCUGGGCGCCGUGUUCGAGCUCAUCGGCGCGACGAGCGCAUGCGCGCUGGCUUAUAUACUCCCGCCGCUGUGCUAUCUGAAGCUGAGUAAACGCGGCGGCUGGGAGAGGUGGGCCGCGGUCGCGUGUACGGCGUUUGGGAUGGUGGUUAUGGGGAUUUCAACGGUGCUGGCUGUGGCGAAGAUUGUGAGGAGUGAGUGA
This is a messenger RNA of Coniosporium apollinis CBS 100218, 1749 nucleotides long. RefSeq lists its product as uncharacterized. Gene Ontology annotation, biological process: amino acid transmembrane transport. Gene Ontology annotation, cellular component: endoplasmic reticulum. Bases 1 to 1749 code for a protein of 582 amino acids. Gene Ontology annotation, molecular function: amino acid transmembrane transporter activity. The record is from RefSeq and is a predicted model, not a curated record. NCBI's taxonomy places the organism in Eukaryota, Fungi, Ascomycota, Dothideomycetes. The transcript has 7 exons.